Molecule: messenger RNA, 591 nt
Organism: Belonocnema kinseyi
Lineage: Eukaryota; Metazoa; Arthropoda; Insecta; Hymenoptera; Cynipidae
Exons: 2
Coding region: 1-591 (196 amino acids)
Source: RefSeq, a predicted model, not a curated record
AUGCGGAUCAUUGUUGGCACUGUUUGCCUAACCACUGCCGUCUUACUUAAUUCUAUUGAAUUAAGUUUGGAGAGCAAUUCUCCUGAUAAUAAUUUUAUCAGAGGAAAUAACAAUAAUCGUGCAGCAGCAGGUCGUCCAUCCAGGUACACUUUAGUCACUAAUCGGCCACAAAGUGGGCAGGGCACAAGGUAUGGAUUGUUCGAUCUAAUAGCUGCCCAAUCCGUUCAAAGAGCACUGGGUGAUAGCGACGUUGGAUCAGCCAAUUCCUUGCCCCCUCACGUAUUAGCAAAUAUGCACGCACAAAUGCAGCAUGAAAUGUAUCUACACCACAUUGCUCAGCCAUUAUACGUUCAUCAGCAAGCUAAUCAGCGGCCAGCCGCUCCUCCAUCAGCCGCUCAUCAGUUAAAUAAUCAGCACUUAGCCGCUCUUCCGACAGCCACUCUUCAGUUAUUCGAUGAGCGGCCAGCCGCUCAUCUGUUAGCCGCUAAUCAGUUAGUCGAUCAGCAUGCAGUCGCUCAAAAUAAUCACCAAAGACCCAAUAAGGACGAUGGUUUGCUGGAUUUGACCAUGGCAACACGAGGACACCACUAA